This is a messenger RNA of Dryobates pubescens (Downy woodpecker), 4257 nucleotides long. It is a transcript of the gene CDC14A, whose product is annotated as cell division cycle 14A. The record is from RefSeq and is a predicted model, not a curated record. Gene Ontology annotation, cellular component: nucleolus; spindle pole; centrosome. The coding region runs from base 637 to 2529 and encodes 630 amino acids. Gene Ontology annotation, biological process: regulation of exit from mitosis; protein dephosphorylation; cilium assembly. Lineage: Eukaryota; Metazoa; Chordata; Aves; Piciformes; Picidae. The transcript is spliced from 17 exons. Gene Ontology annotation, molecular function: protein tyrosine/serine/threonine phosphatase activity; protein serine/threonine phosphatase activity.
CUGCUUCACGCCCUGCGAGCUGUACCUCAAGACCCCCUGUUUCCGUGAGGCAUUUUGCUACGGGCCGCCCUCGGGUCGAGGAAGAGUAGAGAAACAAAGCGCCUCUAGGGCGCACAUGGACUCACGCUCCACCGGCCGGUGGGCGUGAGAGUAAGGCUAAGGCGGAGGACGGAGCUGUGCCGGGUGCAAAGCCGCUGCCUGGCGGAUCAGGGGCGCUGGCGCACUGCCUGCUUGGUGGCUAGGCGCUGUGCGGCGGAGGGCGGGGUUGCCGGAUCAGGGAGCGACGUGGGGGGUGGGGGGUGCUGGUCACUAGCUCCUCUCGGCCCCGUGCCGGGCGAAACAAAGGCUCGGUAACGCAGUUGCUACGGCGCCGUCGGUCGCCUGGUAACCGCCCGCUGCCUCUUUAUCCGGGGGCGUCUCCUGGCUGGGGGCGGGGUGGAGCUGAAGUCCCUAUGGGCAUCCGCUUGCUCUCUCGGCUGCUCGCCGAGUCUCGGAGCUAGUGCUGGUAUCCGCUCCCAUGCGGGCUUGUGGCAGUGGCGCUGCCAACGGCGUGGCUCCUGGUGGGCGGCCUCUCCGGGCAACGGGUCGCUUCCCAGCGAGCGCGCCCCGGCCCCGCCGGCGUUGCCCGGGAGCACCAUGAGUUCGGAACCGCCUCGCGCCUCGCUCCUCCGCGCCCUCUUUAAGAUGGAGCCGGCAGCAGCCGCCUCCGAAGUGCUUGGGGGAGCCUCGGAGUUCGUGAAAGAUCGAUUGUACUUUGCUACUUUAAGAAAUAAACCGAAAAGUACCGCCAAUACACACUACUUUUGUACUGAUGAGGAACUGGUCUAUGAAAAUUUCUAUGGAGAUUUUGGACCUUUAAACUUGGCAAUGUUAUACAGAUACUGCUGUAAACUGAAUAAGAAAUUAAAGGAUAUUAUCACACGUCAAACUAAGAGAUCUGCCCUGGUACACUGGUUGUUUCCCUGCACUCUUAUCUACAAUUAUUUCAGCCUAUCAAGAAAGAAGAUAGUAUACUAUACCAGUUUUGACCAGCGGAAACGAGCCAAUGCAGCAUUUUUGAUAGGUGCAUAUGCUGUAAUAUACUUGAAGAAGACACCAGAAGAAGCUUACAGAACACUUCUGUCUGGAUCUAAUCCACCCUACCUUCCAUUUAGGGAUGCUUCAUUUGGGAACUGCACGUACAAUCUUACGAUCUUGGACUGUUUACAGGGAAUAAACAAGGCCUUGCAGCAUGGUUUUUUUGACUUUAAGACGUUUGAUGUGGAUGAGUAUGAACACUAUGAGCGAGUGGAGAAUGGUGACUUCAACUGGAUUGUUCCUGGAAAAUUUUUGGCAUUCAGUGGACCUCACCCAAAAAGCAAACUUGAAAAUGGUUAUCCUCUUCAUGCACCUGAGGCCUACUUUCCCUAUUUCAAGAAACAUAAUGUCACAUCAAUCAUAAGACUAAACAAAAAAAUGUAUGAGGCAAAGCGCUUCACUGAUGCUGGUUUUGAGCACUAUGACCUGUUCUUCAUAGAUGGAAGCACACCAAGUGACAGUAUAGUUCAGAGGUUCCUCAACAUUUGUGAAAAUGCUGAUGGUGCCAUUGCUGUACAUUGUAAAGCUGGCCUGGGGAGAACAGGAACGCUGAUUGCCUGUUACAUAAUGAAACACUACAAGUUCACACAUGCUGAAGCCAUUGCUUGGAUAAGAAUAUGUCGACCAGGCUCUAUUAUUGGACCCCAGCAACACUUCUUGGAAGAGAAACAAGAAAUGUUAUGGCUGGAGGGAGAUCUCAUCCGAUCAAAGCAGAAACAACGAGUAGUUGAUGGAAACAUUAACAGAGUUCUUUGUGGUUUGAAUGACAUGUCAAUCAAUGACAGCCUGAAUAAAGUACAAGACUUGGGUCAAUUCAGGGAGAAUGAUUUUGAAGACAAAGCAGGUGUGGAAACUCAGAAUGGCAUAACACAGGGAGAUAGGCUUAAUGCCCUAAAAAAUCGGAGACAGCAGUGUUCUGCUGCAACCGGAGCUUUGAGGAUGCAAGACAUGAAACUGCACACGAGGUCAAUAUCACAACCUUUCAGACUGAAUACUUCAGGUAGCACAGAAGUAUCCAUGUCUCCUCUGAAGGCCUCCAAAGUGAUGGCAGUUAAUUCACCAUCUGCAGAAAGAAUAAGCAGAAUUCCCACAUCCUUGGCCUCUAACCUUAAAAGCGUUUCCAUAAACUCCAGACUAGCCAGUUCUCUAGGGAACCUGUAUGCUGCUUCAGAUGACGAUGAAAGCAAAAUGACAUCAUUGUCCUCUAGGACAGGUUUUUCUGUAAGCCAUAUCUCCAGCCACUUGAACAGUAGCUUGCAGCUGCCUCACAGAAAUAACCAUGAACUGAACAACAACUUAUACAACAGAAGCAGCAGUAGUGGCAACAACCUGAGCAGCCAAACCAGUUUUCACAGCACCGUGACAGAUGAGUAUGCAGCAGCCUUCCUUUAUGGGCCCUACAACUCCUCCAGCACCCUGCCAGAGUCAGUCAAUUCCCUCCCUUCGGUCUGAGUUUUUUCAGUACUAAAGCCUUGCUGCUUUGGUGAAACCUGAUGAGCUCUUAAAUUUGAAGUCCUUCAUGAAGAACUACUUAUGGAAGCUGCUCACUCUGAGGAGGAAUCUUCAAUACAAGACACGUUAAAACAUUCACACCAAGGAGAGACUUCUGAACAGGCAGAUAUUUCUUAUUAAUAACUACUGCAGAUGCACUGAUGUUGAAUUUAUGGAAAUUAUUAUCCCAUGUUAUAUACAGAUUUAAAUUUUUAAUAUUGAGACAGCUUGAAUAUAUUUCUAAUGAGUUUCAUUAGGACAUUUAUUAACUUGUGUACAGUGUUAACAUAUGUAUUAAGAGAAUAUUUUGGUAUGCAAUAUAUAUAAAAAUUAUGUGAAAAUUAGAAUAUUUUAAUUUAGUAUCCACUUUGCUACAAAAAUGUUUAUUUUAAAAUUUUUUUACAUGUUUAUCAAAGAUAUGCAAAUUUUUCAAUGAACAAGAUGUUUUUCUUGUUCUAUGGGUCCAUCAUCAUUGCUUAGAGCCUAAUGUAAUUGCUUUUUCACUAAUUGGCCUUCUAGUAACUUAAUGGAAGUCUAACUAGUGAGACUAGUUAUUACACGAUCAACUGAAAGCACUUGAUACAUAGUCUGCUUUCCACUUAGAGCUGCUAAUGGAAACACUAUGAAAGAAAAAGGGAAAAUAUUUGUUGAAAUGUAACUUUGAUCUUUCACUGCAAAGAGAGAAAGUAAUUUAUCUGAUGAUUCAGUUGUACAUUAAUGCUUUUUUUUCAACUUGUUUUAACUUUUAAAUGUAGACUGUUAAAAUUUUGCUAUGCAAUAUAUACUGCAAAAAGGCAGACCAAAUUUAAGCUGCUAAGGAUAUGCAUUGUACUAUGAAUUUGGCAGUGCUGCCUACUUACAUGUUUUCAACCUACAUUUGACGUGUCCAGUUUCAUUAUCACAGCACAUUAAAGUAAAUGUUGGAAAUACGUUAAACUUUCGUUUAUCCAUUGGAUGUUUCAGAAACCUUUUCAUUUGAAAACUGCUGUUAAAUGUAUAGCUAAUGUAACCUAUACCACAGAAUAUUUUGGUCACUAGUAAAGAUAGUUUUUAAAGUAUGGUUUAAUCAGGUGAUUAAGAAUCAGAAUUACAAUUAAGUGGUGUUACGGUGAAGUACUAGAGACCUCAUAUAAAAUUUCAGAACUCCGCAAGUGCAUUGUAAGCAAAGAAAUGUAAGGAGAUGUGAGGACUAGAUUUGCCACUAAUUUAGGAAACCAAAACAGGUUUGUUACCUAUGAGCUUUUUUCCCAAGGUCCACAGAAACUGGGUUGAAUUAUCAGUCUUUGUUCCUGAAGCCCUGUAAAUGCCCUGUAUUAGCUUUACAACCAAAGUGCCACAUUAUUUUCCAAAAAGACCAGAUCACAAAUUGCUAUGGAAAGUUGUAGUCCAAGCCCUAAUAAGCAAUACUAAGAGCAGCUGUAUAAAUGACUAAAAUUUGCAUACAAUGCUGUACUUUUUUUCACAACUGUGUAUAUGUAAGAUAUACACACACAAAAUAGCACAUGUGUGUGAAUAUAUAUACAACAUAGCUGUACAUGAAUUAUAGGAGAAUGGUAAUUCUACCUCUUAUAAAUAAUUUUGGCAUGUAUUUUGAUAUAAAUAAUUUUCCUUAAUAAAAUAUUGUUUAAUUUUGAAAUGUAGAUAUAUAUCUUUAUAUACAUACUGCUAAUUGAUAAUAAAAUGCCUGUA